AAGUGAAUAGACUUGGCCAUGGCGGAAGACAUUGGCGGCGGCGGUGACGAAGAGGACGCCGUGGCGCCGUUGCCGAGUGACAUUGCUGCUGCUACUGCUACUGGUGUUGCUAAUGAUGACGACGACGAUGAUGAUGAUGAUGCCGGUGGCGGGCGGCGAAAGAAGAAGGUGCCGGUGUCCAAGACCGCCUCCGUUGCCAGCUCCAAGUCCGGCAAGAGUCUGUUAUCUAUGGCCAACAUGUGGCUGCAGCGUCAACAGUCGUCGUCCAGCAACAGCACGUCGAAGCCCUUGCUGGAUGACACCAGCAACAACAAGGACGCCGUCAUCAAGCAGUGCGAAGACAAGGACGGCUUCGACUGCUUCCAGCUGUUCCAAGUCGGGCAUCGGUCAUGUGCCAAACUGGACGUGAAAGUCGUCAGGGGCGAGAACAUCUCCAAGGGUUCCUGGAAAGAUUUCUUCGACAAGCCUGACCCCUAUGUGCGACUGCGAGUGCCGAAAACACCCAACGGGUGGAAGGAGACGAAGCCCGUCGACAACAAUUUGAACCCGGUGUGGGAUGAUGAGUUCGAGUUCUUUGUGGACCUCGAGGAACAGAGUGAUCUCGUUUUGGACCAUGUGAUUGGACGUGCCACGAUCCCGUUCCGUCCGGACAUUGAACCGCAUAUCGUGCACGAGAAGAAGAUCCCCAUCAGAAAGGGAUUUAUCCACAUGGAGCUGCUGCUGACGCCUCAAGCCGAGUCCGACUUGCGGUACAGUCUGGCGCUGUGCCAGGGCGAGAAGGAAUUCCUGAGGAAACGCUGCCCGCACGUGUUCAAAGCAGUUCGGAACCUGCUGGGGCCCAACUGUCCCGAUGCCCCGGCCAACUACGGUGAGGUUCCCAUAGUCGCUGUGCUGGGCUCUGGCGGCGGGUACCGCGCCAUGGUGGGCAUGCUGGGUUGCGCCAAGGCCAUGAUGCGAUCCGGGAUCUGGGACUGCGUCACGUACGCGUCUGCCCUGUCCGGCUCUUCCUGGUUCCUGUCCACCCUCUACUCGCACCCCGAGUUCCCCGGCAACCCCGACGCCCUGCAGACCGAAUUGCGCGUGAACGUGACGGAGCGGGACUGGAAUGUGUUCCUGUCCACCCUCUACUCGCACCCCGAGUUCCCCGGCAACCCCGACGCCCUGCAGACCGAAUUGCGCGUGAACGUGACGGAGCGGGACUGGAAGAAGAACCUGAACGCGUCGAGGGUCGUCAAGUACGCCCGACUCAUGGCCCGCAAGCACGCAGCGGGCCAGCCCGUCUCCUUCACCGACUUCUUCUCGCACAUGCUGGCCGACGCCAUCAUGCCGGAGGCGAGUCAUAUUGUUAUUGAUGUUCUUCUCCUCAUCAUUCUCCUGAUCGUCGUCGUCGUCGUCGUCGUCCGGGCCAAGGUGGCCCUUGGCACGGCCCCGUUCCCGCUGUACACGGCGUUGCACGCCAAGCGGGACGUGUCGGCCGACGAGUUCCACGAGUGGGUCGAGUUCUCGCCCUUCGAGAUCGGCAUGCCCAAGUACGGCGUCUUCCUCAAGACCGAGGACUUUGGCAGCAAGUUCUACAUCGGCAGCAUCAUCAAGCGGUAUCCGGAGCCGCCGCUGACCUACCUUCAAGGUGAACUGCAUAGGAAGCAAGUCGUGCUGAGCCAGCAGCGGGCCAAGGUGGCCCUUGGCACGGCCCCGUUCCCGCUGUACACGGCGUUGCACGCCAAGCGGGACGUGUCGGCCGACGAGUUCCACGAGUGGGUCGAGUUCUCGCCCUUCGAGAUCGGCAUGCCCAAGUACGGCGUCUUCCUCAAGACCGAGGACUUUGGCAGCAAGUUCUACAUCGGCAGCAUCAUCAAGCGGUAUCCGGAGCCGCCGCUGACCUACCUUCAAGGAAUUUGGGGCAGUGCGUUCACGAUUCUGUUCAAGCGGCUGAUUGCCGAGGCCAACAAGAAGGACCUGAUUGAGCGACUGCGCGACCGCCAGGCCAGAGUGGACACCGCCACUGCCGCCGCCUUGUCAUCGUCCCGAUCCUCGUCGGCCGUCACGACGCCGACGCACGAACGCCGCUUGUCCAUCAACGACGACGUCCUCGACGACGAGGCCGACUCCUUGCGACGCGAGAUGGCCGAGCACAUGGAGCUCACUCUGAACAAAGCGUCGUCGUCAUCGCAGCAGUCGGAGACGGCGAAUGCGGACGACGACGACAGUCCGUCGGAAGGCGAGGAGUUGCCAAUGACGACGACGACAAUGACCGUAGUCGCCAAUAACAGCAACGGGACUUCCAGCAAGCAGAAUAAUAAGAAGGAAUUGGCGUCUGGUGCCAAGUUGAGGCGGAUCGGCCGAACUCUGCACGCCUUUGCUGCCAAUAAGCGGACUUUACUGACGAAGGAUCCGAAUCAGCAGCAGUCGGUGGUUAUUCAUCAUGCUGAUGAUGUCGUGUUGGAUGAAACCGAAGAUGAUGACGACGACGACGACGUCGUCAACAACGAAAAUCAUAAAGAAAAGUGGCAAGAAAAUGAUGGAGAGGGCACCAUCAGCAAACCGCAUCACAGCAACAAGUUGAAUAACUUGUUGGCAUUGGCCAAGAAAUCCACCAACAGAACCGGUUUCUAUAAAAUUUCCGAAUCCAAGCCGACAAAAAAUGAUUCAUCCGCUUCACCAACAAUCAUCAGGACGGACAGGAAAAUGUCCAACUCUUCAAAGAGGAAGAAUAACAGGGAUUACGCGUUGGAAAGUUCGCAAGGCAGUGAAGAAAAGCUGGACGACGUCGACAAGCAGGACAGCCUUUAUAAAAUGCAGAAUAAUGCAGGCAACUUCUCUUCUCCGUAUGCGGCAGAUGACGGGCCACGUGAGCAGCAGCAACAGCAACAGCACAAGUCCAGCAGCAAUGACAAGCCGAAAAUGCGGUUCCUGCGCCGCUACUGGGCCUCGGAAAACACCAAUAAGGACCGGAAGAGCAAUGCGGACGAAGACGAGUUGCGGCGACGGUCGACGGUGGGUGCGGAAGUGCUGCUGACGACGACGAGACCCGAUAAGGCCAGUGAUGAUGAUGAUGAUUUGCCGCAAGAAGAAGAAGAAGGUGGAGAUCGUGACCUACUGGCCCGCCGAAAUGGGUCAUCGUCGAGCCCCAUCGGGAAUAAAUCCAAUGAGGGGUUCGCAUCGGGUCGCAGACGGGGACUCCGGCAUCGCGGGGCCGUGCGCAAGGUCAGCGGGCAACACGGCCGCGACUACUGGAAAGUGCAAAAGCUGCACGCCAAGGAGGAAAAGUCCAAGUCGUUCUGGUCGUCCGUGGGCCAGCGGAUCCUGCAGAGCAGCAUGUUCGACAACCGGGAGGCCCGUGCGGGGGCCAUCUUCAACCCGCUGCGUGGCUUGAAGUUGCAGGACCGCUUCCCCAUCUCCCCGUUUGCGCAGAUGCAAUUGCUGGAUGAUGACGAAGAAGAAGAAGAUGCUAAUGAUGAUGACAAGGAGGAGGAGACACAGCAGUCAUCAAGUGUCAACCAUCAUCAGUUGUCAUCAUCAUCACCACCACCACCACCACCUGCUGAUGCUACUGCUGGAAAGAAUGACAAAAAGGAAAAGAAAAAGAAGGAGGAGGAUGAGGAUGAGGAUGAAGACGACGAAGAGACUGAUGACGGGGCCCUGUUCAAGAGCAUCAAGGAGGCCUACGACACGGCCAUCAAGAAGAUCUUCCUCGUGGACGCCGGCCUGGCCUUCAACUCCCCGUUCCCGCUGGUCCUAAGGCCCCAGAGAGGAGUGGACCUCUUCAUCUCCUUCGACUUUAGCGGCCGCAUCUCGGACAACAUUCCCCCUUUCAAGGAACUGCUGCUGGCUGAAAAGUGGGCGAAACAGAACAACAUUCCGUUUCCCCCCGUGGAGAAGAAAGUCAGGGAGACUCUCAUCAAAGAGCCCGUGCGGGAGUUUUACGUGUUCAAAGACGACAACGAUCCCACGUGUCCGGUCGUCAUCCACAUCGUCCUGCACAACGGCUCAUUCCGCGAAUUCGACAUCAAUGGAAAAGCGCGCAGCGAGGCCAAAGACCGGGACUUUGCCGACUUCCACGUGUUCUCCGACCCCGAGAACCCCUACUCCACUUUCAACUUCCGCUUCACGGGCAAGUCCUUCGACAGACUCGUGGCCCUCAUGGAGUACAACACGCUGAAGGCCCUGGAGGACGUCAAGGCCGAGCUGCGGUCCGUGGUGAGGGCCAAGCGGGCGGCCAAACACGAGCCAGCAGCCGUCAAAUCGGUCAAGGACCUGCUCAGCUUCAAGUUCUCCUUCAGCAACGACGGCUCCGAGCGACUCAAGCAGCUGGUGGAAAGGAUGCGAAGCUCUGCAGCAGCAGCUGCUGCUUCAUCAUCAGCAACAGUCACCUAGUGGUAGAAGUACUGAUGAUGACCGUCAAUCAAUCAAUCAAUAAAUCGAUUGAUUGAUCCACAAACACUGUACGUCAAUCAGCGCCGUCCAGCUGCUGCUGCUGCUCCUCUUGCUCUUGUUGUUGGCCGUGUGUUCAUUUUUAUGUGUAGUCCCGAAACUGCGUGCCUAUAUAUUUUAUUCAUGCGUGUGUAUGUCCCGCCAAUUUUACUAUUGGCAAAGACCAAAGUUUCACGCAUUCCCCCGCUGCCUGCUGAUGGUCUUCAUACUGUAUGUGGUCGUUGAGGAAUAACUUACCUUAGCAUAAAUUUUUAAUACUGUAUUUGCUAGUGGAUCAGAAAUUGAUGGAUAAAGUAAAGUUUGAAAAGAUUUGAAAUUGGGAAAUGAAAAACAGAAUCAGCCUGGGACAAGGCCGGGAAUCCUUUUCGGAUUUCCUAGUUUAAAUUGAAUGAAUGUAUUUCAACUUUUGUCCCACAAGUUAAUUAUUGCACAAAGACACAAUUUUUAACAAACACAACAACUCAACAGAACUCUUCCAGAGAUUUUUCAGGAUUUCACAGCAAGUGAUCAUGCCAAAAGUUUGAUCACAAAUGUCUUUGGUAAAUUUGGGAGGAAAACGGAAAUGGGUUUCUGGUUUUCUUUUGUUUUUUUUUUGUGGUUAUCCUUGGUGAGUUCCUUCCCAUUGAGAGUUGGAACUCUUAUCUGAUUUCGCAGUUUUUGUGUUUCAAUAAUUUUACUUUUAGCGUAAUUUGGCAUGCGUGGUUUCCCAACAGUGGUGCAGGUCAUAUCUUAGGUUAUAUCAUUGAACUACCCUCAAGGACUCUUGCGAAAUUUGUAAAAAAAAAAAAAGGUGAUUAUUAUGUAUUUGGUGGAAUCUAAAAUCAGUUUAUUUUUCUGAUGACUGGACUAUAAUAUUAUAACGCUAAUUUCUCAACAGAAUACAGUUUUUAAAAAUUAUUGUGGUGAAAGCAGCCAAGUUUUCCUGCCUUAGAAUGUUAUUGUUGACAAUUUAAUUUUUUCUUUGAAGGAACAAGUUUUUUUUCAGCUGCUAUAUGAGUGAUGGUUAAUAUUAAUGCGGAUUUGUUUUUUCAAAGGCGGGAAAAAAGAAGUCGAAAGAGAAAAACUGAAAUCCUGACGAAUGCAAGUUAAACAACAAUGGAAAAAGCCCUGCAGAGGAAAAAAGACCUGUAAUGAAUCUUGAGAAUGUUUUAUUAUCGCGAGGUUUUUCCUAUAGCAUCAUGAUGUCCGUCCAUCCUAUUUUUGUCAGGAGCUCUGGAAUGUUUUGAUCGUGUCAUAUUUGUUGCAAUAGAAUUUCACCUGCAUUUUGUCUCCCUUUUCGAUGAUGAACUCUAUAUAUAUAUACAGAAUAACGUAUUCACAUUUUAUGUCAAAAUGUGUUCCUCCUCUGCAUUUUCCCCACACAGACGACGAAAUUGUCAAUUUUUGGACUGAUGGGAUGCGCACAAUUUCGGUGGGGUGCUGCUUGGAGUGUUUUCCAAUUUUGAGGGGUUUCAUCAUGUAUACAGACGUCGAUGUUCGAGCGAGCGCUCAAAUUGAUCUUGACAAUGCCAUUCAAAUGGAUGGGAUUCAUUUUCACUGGAUCCGUGGUUGGAAGUUAAAUUUUCAAAGAAUGGAAUGAUGCGAUGCAUUUUAUCCGGAAAAGAGAAAGAAAAAGAAACUUGUCUCCGGAAUGUCGAGGGACCCUAUUUCCCGCUGCAGACAAUCAAUCAAUCCAUCAAACUGUCGUCUUUCACGAUUCUGACGCGCGUUGGCAUAUUUUGUUUUUAUUAUUUUUCCUUGGUCAGGAUUGCAUUUAUUUUUAUUUGAUGUUUUGAAGAAGCGGCAAAUUUUGUCGUGGUUGCGGCAUUAUUUUAUGGUGUGAUGGCUUUAAACGUUUUUUUCAGUUACAAGUAUUUCGCGGGAGGAUUUCUCAUCAUCGAUGAUGCACCGCAACGAGAACGUCCCUAAAUUGGGGAAUAAAGAGAAGAAAACUCUGGGA
Messenger RNA from Notodromas monacha, 6370 nucleotides. Lineage: Eukaryota; Metazoa; Arthropoda; Ostracoda; Podocopida; Cyprididae. The record is from the annotation of a GenBank genome assembly.